Molecule: messenger RNA, 4429 nt
Organism: Leptopilina boulardi
Lineage: Eukaryota; Metazoa; Arthropoda; Insecta; Hymenoptera; Figitidae
Product: lysosomal acid glucosylceramidase-like
Exons: 12
Coding region: 2912-4429 (505 amino acids)
Biological process (GO): glucosylceramide catabolic process
Molecular function (GO): glucosylceramidase activity
Source: RefSeq, a predicted model, not a curated record
UUAGACAUCAUUAGAACACUAUAGUUGGAGUUCAUUACAAGAUAAUUUGGAAAAAUUCAUAUAAUAUCCCAAUGUAUACGAACGGUAUACUCUCCUCUCUUUGUGGUAGAGCUUAGUAUUACAUCAGUUUAUUUUAGUAACUUUUCUCAAAGUAUUCCACAGUCUACCUUUUGGCACGGAGGAAUACUUAUUCGAAUACUAUGUGACUCAAGUUUACUUUUGGAAUACCUACAUUUUUCAUCCCGGGAUUCUAAGGGUGUUUUAUGUUCCGUGAACAUUUGGCGAACAUGGAACAUUUUUUCAGAACGUUAUUUAAAAAUUGGAACAUAAAACGUUAUGUGCCCACUGGAAUAACAGCAUUAACAGUGACUGAACUCAGGAAUUAAUUUUAAAAAUAUUAUUCACCUUUUGAUUUCAGAUUAGAAUUUGAGGAUUACUCUCGUAUUCCAGUAAAAUUGUAUGAAUGUAAAAAAGUAUUGUAAAUUUCGAAACACUUUCUGACAAGCUUAUUUAAUAGUUUGAACACUACAAUAUUAAAAAGUAUAAACAAAACCUGUGAUUCGAUAAUUAAGGAAGUAAUCCAAUUUCCGAGUUACUAGAAGAAGUUUUUGUUGUCUUCAUAUAGUUUCCUCUUAAAUAAUAUAAUUUUAAUAGUAAAACAAUAAAAUUUAAUUAACAUAAAGUUAAGGGAAAUUUAUAAUCACAUAUUGGAAAACAGUUUCAACUUUUUAUAUUUGUUUACUGAUUUUCAGAUUCUUUAUACUAUUCGCAAUUGGGAAGAUUUAGAUGCAGUAAUUUAUUCUACUUCGUUUAUUUCAAUUUUUAUAUUAGGUAUAAUCGAUAUAUUGCAUAUUGUUAUUAAAGAUGGAAAGGUAAUUGUUAAAAAGAUACCCCUUACUGUAAAUACUCACAUGGGAUUCCAUAUGAAAACCUUUAUUGAAUUUUAUGUUAAAUUUUUUUAAAUAAUUAAUUUUUAAUAUCAAUUUUUUUGAUUCUAUAAAUUAUUGCAAACCGUAAACCGAAAAUCAAGCUAUAUUUUUUUUUUUGAUUAAGAUAAAUAAAAUGUUUUUACAAAUCUCAUAUGAUUGGCGCCUUUGGUAUAAUGAACCACAGAUAAAACUACUUGAAAAGUUAUCAGAAGAAGGAAAAAGAAUUAAUUACAUAUACGCAGCUGCUUAUUGUGCUUCUGCUAUUAUUUAUACCCUUCUAGGAGUUACUCCAAUAAUUUAUCACUCGUUUAUUCUAAAAUCCAACAAAACGAUAGAUUCAUUCCUAGUACCAGAAGAGUAUUUAACUUUUAACAACGACUAUUAUUAUUGGAUGUUAAUAUAUAAUUUGCUAAUUUUAUAUGUGAAUUCUACAAUUUUUGUUUCUGCUUAUACAAUAUAUUUGUCACUUAUGCAACAUACUUGUGGACUUCUUGCCGCUGUUGGCAAUCGGUUUGAGAGGAUCGGAAGCAAGUAUAGCGGACUGAAAGAAAAACGUUAUAACGAACUAGUAUAUGAAGAAAUCUGCUUUUGCAUUCACAAGUACAACGAUGCAUUAACAUUUGCGGAUAGACUAAAUGAUGUAUAUUCUGUAUAUUUUUUCUUUAUUGUAGGAGUUAAUGCUGCAAUAAUAAUAUUUGUCGCAUCACAGAUUAUAAUUAAUUUGAACAAAAUCAACGAUGCUAUGAGGUGCGCAAACUUUGGAUUACUAAUGGUUGGUCUUUUCUACCUGAAUAGUUUUCCCGCUCAAAGAUUAAUGGAUCACAGUUACAUAAUCUCUGAAAAUGUGUAAAUCAUUUUUACAAAAAUAUUUUUUCUUAAUUUAUUCAUUUAUAACCUUCUGUCUAUUCAUGUACAAUAAUAAUAUUAAUUAUCUUUACAGAAUAUACCUUUACAAGAUCUUGUACAAGAAAAUGUAUACAUGAAUCCUGCAUAAAAACAUGUACAAGAACAUUUCAUUUCAAGUUCAUGACUAGGAAUGGUACAAGUUCAGCUAACAUUUUUUUGUACAAGAUCUUGUACAAAGAUUUUCAACAAGGAUAUAAGUUACAAAAGAAAAAUUAAUUUUAUUAGUUAUAACAGUUGUUGGUACGAAAUGCCAGAUGCACUCAGAAAAUCUCUUCUUGUUGUGUUCAUAAGAUCCUCUAAUCUGUGCAAAAUAAAUGUAGGAAAAGUUUGCGCAUUAUCCUUGCAAACGUUCGCCUCGGUUCUUCGAGUAACGGUUUCCGUAUGUACAAUGAUAUUGUCUAUUAGAUAAAUUGGCAAAUAAGUAAUAGGAUACAUUUUACAUAUAAAAUUAAUGACCAUAAUUAUAUAAUCAAACAUAAGAAUUAAGAAUAAUAUUUAUUAAACGAUAUUCUUUUACACAAACUUGUUUGAUUUCUCCUGCAAUUUCUUGUUCCUGAAUAAUAUAGGCCUGCAAUUAUAAACUUUUUCCGACCAAUGAAUAUGUAACUUCGAAGAGAAUUUUUGUACGACUGAACAUCCGAAAUAUGAUAUCGUCAGAUUUUUGAUAAAUGGCUAAAAUAUGAAAUAUUAAAAGCUUUAAUAUAGUUAAAGGCUGAACCCUGCUGGUUAAAAUUCAGGAAUUAGUCCGAAACAGUCUGGUUUAUGGUUACGUUUAUGUUACUAUUUUGCAAAUAUUUUUUUUUUACCUAAAAAUCUAAGAAAAUUGAAAACAUUCGAAAAAUUACCUUUUUUAAAACUGUAUGCUUCUUAUCUAUGUUGAUAUAAUUGAACAAUAUUUUUUAAAAAAAUUAUCAACUUUUACUUUUUUGCAAUUCAUCACCGGAGCUAAUCGUUCUUUUUUUUGUUCCACGACCCAAUUAUGCAGAAAAUGUUUUUUCGUCAGAAUAUAGUACCGCUACAUAAUUGAAAAAAAGCAAACAAAUAUAGAAUAAUUCUUCUUGAUAAUUAAAAAUUAUAUGAUGCUGUGGACAGUUGUGAUUUUUACAUUUAUUACUGCAGGUAAUGCUAACAAGUGUAUGUCUCAUAAUUUCGGACACGAUAAUAUUGCUUGUGUUUGCAAUGCGACAUACUGUGAUUUCAUUGAAGACAAAGGACCACCAGAAAAAUUUACUUAUCACUGGUACAUGAGCGAUAAAUUUGGCGAACGUAUGAAUUAUACAAAAGGCUAUAUGAAUAAAUUGAAGACAAAUGGUUCUAUAAUAUCCAUUAUUCGUGGAAUAAAAUAUCAGACAAUUAUGGGUUUUGGUGCAACUAUUACAGAUGCAGCUGCAAUUAAUAUUAGAAGUGUUAGCCUUUCCACUCAGGACAAUUUAAUUCACUCUUAUUUUGGAGAGAAAGGUAGCAGAUAUAGCUUUAGUCGAGUUCCCAUUGGAGGGACUGAUUUUUCUACAAGAAGAUAUUCUCUUGAUGAUGUAAAUAAUGACAAAACCCUUGAGCAUUUUGCACUUGCUCCCGAAGAUCUAUAUUAUAAAAUUCCUCUACUGCAAAAAUCGGCGUUACUGAAUCCAAAUUUAAAACUCAUUGCUGUUCCUUGGUCUGCACCAAAAUGGAUGAAAAUUCAGGAAUCUUUUUCAGGAUUUGGUGUAUUGCGACAAGAGUACUAUCAACUUUUUAGUGAUUAUAUGAUAAAAUUUUUGGAUGCAUACAAUAAAUUUGGCAUGGAAUUUUGGGGUCUUUCAAUAGGUAACGAACCGCAAAAUGCUCUAAAUCCAGUAACACACGAAAUGACAAUGGCAUGGACACCAUUUGGUGCAGCAAAAUUUAUUGGCAGAAAUUUGGGACCAUCUUUAAGUAACUCAGUACAUAAUAAAACUCGAAUACUAAUUCUUGAUGAUUCCCUUGAUUCAGUGUCUUGGUACGUGAAAAAAGUAAUGAAACAUCAAAUUGCCAAACCAUUUAUUAAGGGAACUGCUAUUCACUAUCAUUACACUACAAUAACAAGAAAAAAUGUUCUUGAUAAAAUUCACAAAAACUAUCCGGAUAAAUAUAUUCUCAUGACAGAAGCCUCUGAAUUUUUCAGAAAGAAAACAUGCUAUAAUUGUUGGGAUCAGUCAGUUAAUUAUAUUCUGGAAAUGUUUUCGUUCUUUAAACACUGGAUUGUUGGUUGGAUAAAUUUGAAUCCAGCCUUAAACAAAGAUGGAGGACCAAAUUUAUCAAAGAAGAAACACGGCACUUCAAUAAUUGUCGAUGCGAAAAACGAUCAGUUUUACAAGCUUCCUUUAUUUUACAUUAUUCAACAUUUUAGUCGAUUCAUACCGCCUGGAUCAGUUAGAAUACAUACAAGAAUUAAUUUGCAGCCACUGUUUGACGCUAUUCAAGUUCUUGCCUUCGAAACACCACAGAAAGAGACUGUUGUUGUGAUUUAUAACAAAAAUGGUUUAGCCUACAAGAUUGGAAUUGCCGAUGAAUAUGAAGGAUUCAUUAAUUUAGAUAUCACAGAAUUCUCUCUUAAUACAAUAAUAUUCAAACGCUAA